Stegodyphus dumicola is the source of this 894-nucleotide messenger RNA. RefSeq lists its product as uncharacterized. Lineage: Eukaryota; Metazoa; Arthropoda; Arachnida; Araneae; Eresidae. The record is from RefSeq and is a predicted model, not a curated record.
GUUUCCUUCAUUUUAUAUUGGUAUUCUACGUUAAGUUCAUUUCUUUAAAUCUUUAAAACGAAGACCAUUUCAAAAACUUCAUUCUCAAUCUCCUAGGAUGCCUACAAUUUUUCAACCAUAAAAGUUCUCCGCGGAUUAUAUAGACUGAUAUGUUAACACAUUAGGGAACCUGGUCUUCUGUAACCUCUGUUUAACAGUUACUAAAAAACCCUGAAAUUUAUGGAAAAACAUGGAUUAUUGCUUGAAAGAAAUCUAUAGAUAUGCUAAAGCCAGAUUUUUUGCUGUUAAUAUUGUGUGUUAUCUGACUGCUUUUUUUUCCAAUGCAACACAUUUUGCUGUGAUAGGAGCUGAAUAUGCUGCGUAUUCAAAACUGAAUUUAGCAUUUUUAGCCGCUGCAAGGAUUAUUUUAACUAUCGUAACGUCAAUAACCAUUAAUUUCAUGCUGCCUAAAGCGAAAGAUUAUUCUGCAAGCAAUAUAUGUUGGAGGCAUGUAUUGAUAGAUUGUUUUGCAAUAAUUACAUCUUUCUCGGCUCCAUAUUACCUUCUGAAGUGUAUUCUUACUGUAAUUGUUUUUGGAUUGCCCUUUUUCGUAGGGGUAUGUCUAAUGAGCAAAUUUUACAGUAUGAUCAACCACAGGGAGAGAGAUGAACCUUUUUAUUCUUCGCCUCAUCGACGAACAAGAUCGGGACAAAUAUUUAUGGAUUUUCCUUCGCGUAUGUCAACAAGAAAGAAGCGUGAUAACAGAGCAAGCAGAAGAAACUAACGUUCUACAACAAAUGACCAAGCCAAAAGCCAUAACCACAGUAUAAAGAACGCAUUAAUUACUUAAAAAAAUACUGACAGCUACUGACAAAUAAAUUAUAAGCAAUAAAAAUUUUCAAGAUUUUAAAGCAA